CCGCGCGUCUCUCCUCUCUCUUUCUGCUCUUUCCCUCUCUACUUCCUCCUCUCUGUCUGCUCUGCUCUCUCCAUUAACUCUCCCCGUUCCCUCCACCCUCCUAUCUCAUCUCACCUCACCCGUAAUGCCUUUUUCGUCUUUCUCUCCCCUUCCCCACGUUCCCCUCGUUCAUUCUCUCUCCACUCUCCCCCACGUGAAUUUUUGCAUUAUCUCCACCCCCCACCCCCACAUCUCCCACCUCCACUCUUACCCGCUCUCGUUUGCUCUCCUCUCCCCCCCCCCCAUCUCUCUGCCUCUCCUCUCUCCCUCGCAUUAACCCCCCAGCCUCUGCUUGGAUGUUGAUAAAGGCUCGAGUCAUCGCGGCAGGGAACGGCCCUGCACCACCAUGGCACCGCGGGCUCGAGGCACUCAUGGACAAAGCGUGGCGAUGCCAAGGAGGAGGGCCUCGUCUAGCAGACAUCACGGAGGCCGGGGAGUGGCAAUCGACAAACGCGUACAUCUUGGGAGAUAAGAAGGGACACAUCUGGAAUAUUUCACGAGCAGGAGGCUUUCGCGACCAAUAUUAUUCAUACGAAUGGUGUUUGGGUUAGAUCGCGUAAGUGUAAAUGUUGUGUCGUAACCCUCCACCACCCGACACAGCCAGUAAUGUUUGUCACGUAAACAAAACGCGCCAAGGAGUGACUACUUCAGCCCGCCGAUGUGUUGGAGAGUAAACACACAACAUUUACAAUUCCCCACAUUGCUGCUAUUCUCAACACCGUGGCCGUGAUGCUUUCCAUUUCUUUAGCGCACUUUUUUAUUCAGAUAUUGGGAAGCCGCUUGGAGCUAUGGACUUUUACAUCUUAUAAGGUCGUGCUCAUUACACACAAAGUGCUUUACCACAAAUGAACCAUCACGUGAACUCCGGUCAUCCUCGCAGUAGAUUUUGGCUAAUCAUCGAACAAAGACGGUCACCGCUUUCAGCUGCACUUUGUUGCGGCCGUCUGGAACGCUCUUCAUUCCGAAAUAAUGGAGCCACUGAAGCUGUGCACUUUUAAAUCUAGAAUGAAAACUCAUUUAAUUAGAACUGCGUUUUGUGUUUAGUUUGUUGUCCUUCCCCCGCACUUCCGAUUACCACGUUGGCUAUGUACUGUGCGAAAGAAGUUCAACACGCGUACAUAAUAUGCAUUCAUUCAAAUCACAAGGGCUUGUCGGAAAGCGUGAUAGAAUGCAUGCAUUUCCUUAAAUGUUCGUCCUUGAUUUGCAUGAGGUUUAAAACACACUUACAUAUAGCCACGAUAUAUUGCUCUCCAAACACCCACUCAUGACCUUGACUGGUAAACAAAUUCCUAAUUUCGUAACCACACAUUUCUCUUCAUCUCACUAAGCCGAUUUGUGCCCAAAUAUCACGUGAUAUGCCUUGGGAAGUAUUUACUUUCGGCUAAAAAAAAAACCAGGGGAUUAACACAAUCCACUUGUCCACUGCAAUUACUCUCCCGUGCUGUGAGUGUGCGGCGAGUUCAGUCGCGGAGGGGUGAUUCUGAGUCUAAGCGCUGGCUGAGAGAGAGACGUGCUCGGUUGGACUGGGCUGUGGAUGACCUUUGCGUCGAAACGGAGGCCUCUUCGCGUCCCAGCUGCCUUGGCUGGGUCAUUGCAGCUCUCUGCAGUUUCGAGUCGGGUUGGCAGUGUCCCGGAGUUUUCUGGUUCUGGCUCCGCUGGCUCCGGGCUGCCUCUGAUAGCUGAGGAAGACUCCCAGCUCCACGUUGGCUUCAGCCGCUGCUCCACCUCCAGAUACUUUUACCUGGCUCCGGCUCCCGAGCUUUACAAAGUAAAACAAAAUCAUCCAUGCAUUUUCUUGACAGUCACAGCAUUAUCCCGAGGAAGUUUUUGUUAACAAAAAAAAGCACAUGUAAUUAUACAUCCACGGAUAACCGGAUGCCGCCCUUAGCCAGAAGAGAGCAGGCGGCAUGACGGAGCAAUCCGCUGCAGUCUCGUGCACCACCGCGACUCCUAGAGCGAGGAGUUAGCAAACGUUCCCAACUACUCCCGACGAUCCCACGUGAGUCGUCAGUUUCAUUGUCUGCGGACCAUCGCGCACCGCGUGCACUGCGCGGUGUGUACACAGUGGGGCGGCUGGUGACUUCCUCACUCAGAUUGAGCCGCGGAAACAAGAACCCUCGCCAAGAGAAUCCCAUCGCCACGUGCUCUCCGGGUCUCGAGAUGCGUGGCUGCCGUGCAGCGCCACGCGCAGCAGGUGGCACGCGUGUUGUAGCUGCCCUGGAGCGGUGGCGCCGUGGUUAGGGCACUGCGCCACGAAAUCGGCCUCCCGAGUUCGAUUCCCGCUCAUGAAUAAAAUCAGCGUCGAAUAUUUUAACCCGUCAUGGGCCUUCCGUAGGUCGACAAAGGCGGUCGGGCGUGGUGCUGGGCCACCCACCGCCUCUUAUGCCGUGCGGGCCUUCACGGGUGCUCGCUAACAGCACUUGCCCCAACAGUCUGGUCAGGCUAUACGGAGGUUUCUUUGCCUUUGUAGCUGCCCUGUCCUCUGGGUUUUGGCGUCGGUAGCCCUGCCUCUUGCUUCCUCUGCCUCCGUGUUCGUCUCUCUUGCUCCGUCGCUCUUCCGCGACUCCGUGGUGAGUUGUUGACUGCUGCUCGUGAGAUCUCAGACGGCAUCAGGCAACACCUCAAGGGCGAUGCUGCAGCUAAGGACGGGAGCCACUCUUUUGUACUCUCAACAGGAAACCAAAAAAAAUUGGUUUAAGAAGCUCGACUCCGCUGAUGAGCUGGCCUGCUGUAACGCACAUCGUGCUCUGAGGCAUGAGUCCACUUGACUCAAUUGGCUGUUGAAGGAGAAAAUAAUCAAUUAAGUAGACAUGGACGUUUGGAUAUUUCCCACAAAGCUCAUCAAUAGUGCUUGCUUCAUGAGUUUCUGUCGCAGCACGAGCAACUGUCGUAUACCCAUGGAGCAGCAUGGGAGGGCAGAAAGAUGUGGGAUGUGAUGGAUGGAGGAAAAAAAACCUAGAAACGUUGUCGGAGCAGCCUUUCCUCACAUACCCUUCGUGGCUGGCGAGAGCUACAGUGGAAUGCACGACCGACGAUACAUUUGUACCCCUUUACUUAUUCCGCUUUGCGUUUUGGCAUUUGCUAUUUUUUUCGUUUGUUUUGUUUUUUUGAUGCAGACGAUGACGACUCGAUGUACGUGUGAGGAAUGCCCUCCAAGCUGCUCGUUCGGGAACAGCUGUGGUGGCGAGGGCUUUUUGCUCCUCUUUCUCCUUCGCGACGUUUCACCUGCCACGUUUGGGGGCAUGCUGCCUGAGGCCGUCCUAGGGUCCCCGCGUCUCGUGAACGUCGUCUUUCAUCUCGAGGAAGAAUGUCGGCGCAACGCCUCUUCGCUGCCAUCGCACUGGCCCUGUCGUUGAUCUACGUGACACGAGCACAGGACAGCCCUGACCCGCCAGGGCAGGUGAAGGUGUCGGAAGGGGAGACGGCCAUCCUCAACUGUCGAUAUGACCCCAGUGUGAUCACCGACGAGUCAGAGGUCAAGUGGCACAUUCAACGGGACGCGGACAUUCCGGUGCCCUGCAACAACAACAACAACAAGUCGGCGCCGCUGGGCCGCUUCACGUGCCAGUGGCCAGCGUCGGAGGGCCACGCCUGGCUGUGUAUCGUGCGGGCGAGGCCGGAGGACGCCGGCCGCUACGCGUGCAGCGUGGCCCACGGGAACGACACCGCGGGCGCGUCGACCCCCGGCACCGUGGUCGACCUGCUCGUGGGAAGGAUCGCCGCCGCCGGCCCGGAUUCAAAAGCGCCGAUCAACAAAAUGACGACCGUUCUUGCGGCCGUCACUUCAACUCCCAAGAUGACAGCGCCGAGCAGCGGCCCCGACUUGAGCAACGCCACCUCCUCGUUCUCCUCCUCCUCCUCCUCCACCACCACCGCCGUGGAGAGCGGAGCAACCGCGGGAGUCGACCCAACCACGGUCGCGGCGGACAGACAAAUUGGCACGAAAGCGCUCGCCGCGACUGACGCCUCGGCGGCCCCGAGCGAGAGUCGAGCGACGUCGAUGGGCAGGGUGCUCCUGAAAUCGACAGCCACGCCGACCGGGGGGAAGACGGCACAGAAUGUGCAGGGGCCCAUUAUCGGCAUUUCCAUAGCGCUGAUGUGCGCCUUCGUGUUCGUUACCAUCGCCAUCUACUUUGUGACGACAAAAGUUUUGUCAAGAUGCACGGGCCGCUCGAGAAGCAUACGCUUGAAUCGCGCCGUAUGAGGUGAGCGAGGGAAGCAGAAGACCGGCGGAGUUAUGAGGAGGACGAUCGCACUCACACAACAACAACAACAACCGCCAUUCUCCACUAAGUGGCGGUGACGUCUCCACGACGCUUGUGCCAGGCCAUGUGCACCUUGAGGCCACGUGAAGUGUCGAACACCCGCUGGCAGGAG
Messenger RNA from Petromyzon marinus (sea lamprey), 4416 nucleotides. RefSeq lists its product as uncharacterized. NCBI's taxonomy places the organism in Eukaryota, Metazoa, Chordata, Hyperoartia, Petromyzontiformes, Petromyzontidae. The record is from RefSeq and is a predicted model, not a curated record.